CGAACGGUGUCCAAUUCCUUUUUAAAGAAGAUUGUUCGUUAGUCACUACCUUAUUAUUAGAAACUGAAAUAAAUAUUCCAAUUUAUAACGUUUGUGAAAAUUAUAGAUUUUUACACGGAUAAUUGAAAUGGCAGCUGACAGUGACUACCGCACUUUAGCUCAUUAUUGUGCUGGUAAUUUUUCUAAAAAAGAAUUUAGUAAUAAAAUUUUAGAUAGUUUAAAGGAUGUUAAUUGCCCAUUGCCAAUGGAUCUUCCUCAGAAUCUAAAUACUCUACUUGGCUUCACUCCAUUACAUUUGGCUAUUCAUUUUGAGAAUUUGUGUGACAUUAAAACUUUGAUCAAACGAAGGGCCAAGUUCACUCUUAAAAAUGGGUAUGGUCAAACUGGCCUUCACUAUAUUUUACAUUCAUAUUGUGAGUGGUCUGAAAAUAUAGGUCGUAUUUUAAGAGAGCCUAUAAUGCUUGAUGCUAGAAUUAAAGUAAUACUGUCAGCUCAUUCGAAGUACAAUAUUUCUGAAGAUCCUAGUGAUGAGUAUGGUAUAUCCCAUUUUCAUAUAGCAUGUAUAACAAACAAUGUGAAAGCUGUAAGUACUUUUUUAAAUGGUGGAGUAUCUGUUAAUAAGGCUGUUAAUAAAAAUUCUAAACUGUUACCUGGUUAUACUCCAUUACAUAUUGCCGCAAGGUAUUGUGCUUUGAAAACAGCAAAAGUACUUUUAGAAAAUGGUGCUGAUGUUACUCUUACAGAUACCAAUGAUAUGACAGCUUUACAAUUACUUAUUGACCGCAACAUAAAAAUUAUGAAAUGUUUGGGUGCCAAAGAUACUGCUAUGUAUAAAAAGUUAAAAGCAGAUAUUCUAAUAAAUGAAAAGAUCAUUAAAAUGAUACAGGAUAGAAAUGGUGCAAAUUAUAUAGGCAUGUCUUCACUUCAAAUUGCUUGUACAAUGCAAGAACCUUCAAUAGCAAAUAGUUUACUUUCAUUUUCAGAUGUAAAAUAUCGUGUGAAAAGAAACUCAACUAUGUGGCAAGGUUACACUGCACUGCAUUUUGCUGCUCACUUCAAUAUUGAAACUGUUAAACUUCUGGUAGAAAAAGGAGCAGAUAUUUUAGCCAAAGAUGCCAACAGCAUUACAGCAUUUGAUUUGUGUGUGGAAAAUUAUAAAAUUCAAGAAAUUUAUGACCUUAUAAUUAAUGAACACAAAUUGAGAAGCCUAAAGUUCUCAAAUGAAAAAACCAAUCUAUGUAAUUUUAUUUUAGCUAUGUUACGGAAAGCUGAUUUCGAAUCUUUUAUAGAUUCUACCCCAAAUUUAAAUAUUAACAUACCAUUUGAUUCUCCAGUGUGGUCUGGGUACACACUUCUUCAUUUGAUAACUAUUUUCCUUAAGAGAGACGUAACUCUUAAAAAAUUUAUCGAAAAUACAGACUAUUACUAUCCAGAUAAAGAAAAAUGGAAAGAAGCUACAGGUGAAAUUAACAUUCAAGCAAACAAAAAAAAUGUAAUUGAAACAAGAAAUGUUGAAGAUGAAAGUAUCACUGAGGCAAAAAAAGGUAACGAAGAAAUAAGAGAAAAAUUAGAAUUUGACGAUGUCAGGUUAUUUUUUGAAAAGCAGAAGAUUAUUAAGGUAAUUAAGCAAGAGAGUCAAGGCAUAACUGCUAUUCAUUUAGCCUUUUAUCUGGACAACAUGAACCUGGUUAGUUAUCUAUUGCGUAAGCAAAUAAAGAUUGAAAAUCCUGUUGACAAAAAGGGUUUGUCACACCUACAUCUUGCAGUUGCAUAUGAAAAUAUAGUGUUAAUAAAGCAUUUGGCAGCGAAAGUUCCUAGAGAUAUCAAUAAAUCAGUGAAAGUUGGUUUCCAGUUGAGUAAUACACAACAUUACAGUGAAAAUAUUUUAAAGACUUCAUAUGUAUAUGUACCUUCUUGUUACGCGUAUAAGGAAGUAACAAAGGUGUUUAAAGUCAAUGCUGGUUCAACAGCACUGCAUAUAGCUGUGGCUAAAUACAAUCACUUAAUAACAGAACUUCUUAUCAAUUUAGGUGCAGAUAUAUAUGCUAGAGAUGAGUACAACUUGACACCUAUUCACUUAAUGAUGUGUUUACCUGAGGGCUUCGAAGGCAUUUCUCACUUUCGGCGUAUCCUUGAAAGGAUAAAAGGUCUCCGAGAGUGUGUGGUGGAAUCAGUGGGACUGAGCCACCUACAUGUAGCAUGUUGGCUUGGUAGCAAAAUAGUUGUUGAAAAUUUACUCAAUCAAGGAACAGAGAAUAUUGAGUUGGAAAUAAUUGCCAAUGAUUCUUUGCCUUUCCUAAAACAAUUAGACAAGAUGAGACCGUUCGGAUUAGCUUUAACUUACAAUUGGUUCAAUGUUGUUGAGUUACUGAUAGAAAAAAACGCUAAGAUUUCCGUUAACCGGCUUCUCAGAUACAGUGUUGAUAAGGCUAUAAGCCAGGAAUAUGUCGAUAAGUUGAAUAAUGUGUCAUUACGAAAUAGACUCAAACGUGAGACAGGACUAACGUUACUUCACUUUGCUUGCGCUGCAUUGAAUAUCAAAGCGGCGAAAAACGCAUUAAAUCAAGGGAUCGACGUUAAUGCUCAGACUCACAAGGAAUCUCCUUUUUGGCCUGGUUUCACUCCGUUGCAUGUUCUCGCAACUGUAAUUGAUCCAGAUCAACAGCAAAUAUAUCUAUUGACAAUACUGCUAUUAAAUCACGGUGUCAAUGUCACCUUGAAGAACGUCGAUGACGAGACGCCGGUUCAUCUAUUUUAUAACACAAGUAGAUCUACGGACAACUACUUAUUAAAUUGUGUCGGAUCUCUUCACCGCGAUAUAACUACAUUUCUACUCAAAGCUCAACAGGAUUUUAAUGCGAAUCCUGUUAAUCAACUAGCAAUUUCGCACCUUCAUAUAGCUUGCAAAAACAACUGUGAUGAAUUAGUCGCAGAAUUUCUUAAUAAUGAAGUGGAUUUGAAUAUUCAGAUUAACUAUUUAGAUUUUCAGCAUGAUGGUGGAUGCUCUCCUCUCCAUUUAGCUUUAAAGAAUUUCUCAAAAAAUUCUGUUGAUUUACUUAUGGACCGCGGAGCUGAUUUACACUUAGUGGAUUCUUCGGGUAACACUGCACUUCAUUGGCUCGUCGAUGCAAUCCCAAUUGAGCCCGAGCUUGUUAACAGAUUCAUUAUAAACCGGAUUGAUACUGAUGUUAUGGCAACAAACAUUUACGGCAAAACUCCCUUUGAAGGUCUGUUGCAUUCAAAGACGAUACCAGCUAAAAUGAUUAAUACGAUUAUGGAUCUUAAACAUAUUCACACCAAUAUCUACAAUAGAGUGACUGGAGAAGGCUACUUGGCUGUAGCUUUCUCAAAUUUGAUCCUGAAUAGCCAAGCUUCAGGAGGCGUAGAGAUAAAUCCAAUAUUUAAUGUAAUGAUGUCAAGAGACGAUAUAGGUGAAAUUGGUUAUAUGGAUCGCAAUGCCAUCCACAAUAUAAUUUCACAGAAAGGAAAAACUGAAGUAUCAUAUGAACCUAUCUUACAGGCGUAUAAUAAUGCAAUAUAUCGACUCACGAGAAUUGGCUGUAAUAUUGAUCAUCAGGAUAUAACAGGUCGAACCCCGCUUCACAUUGCGACUCAGUUCCGAAAUGCCGAUGGAUUAAUUGCUUUAUUGGAUUGUGGCGCGGACGUAAAUGUCAUUGACGCAACCCGGAAAUCAGUAUUAAAUUAUGCUUUAGAAUAUGAGGAGUAUGAAGUCGAUAAGGCUGUACAAUGUAUGUGGAUUUUCUAUGCAUACUUGAGUCAAUAUUGUUCUUAUGGAUUUGAAUUGAGCCAAAUGAAUGUCGAACUUUAUGUGAAAAUUGUUGAAAUUUGUGAAUUGAAUAAGCGAUUUGAAUAUAAAAGACCAAUUGUCGACGAAGACAUUAAAAAUUUAAAGAACUGGGAAAUCGAUUCGUCAUUAAUAAAAUUAUCUGAUUUGCUGAAAAACAAAGGUCUCGAUGCUUAUGCAAUGAGAGUGUCCGUUCGUCGUGACAUUGAUAAAAUUUUCCAAGGUAAUGAUUUACAUAAAAACAUGUUUAAGAUUUUUGGGUUACUCGUGUUAAAGUAUAAGGAAGCUCGUAUCAAUUAUCAAAUUUGGUGCUCACUUAUUAAGCCUGCCAUAAAAGCAUUGCAAGAUCUUAGUUCUUUUUCUAUAUCUGUUUCCUGCAGUACUAUAGUUGUAAGUUUUUUAACUGUUAAAGAACUGAAAAACAUGAUUGAGUCAGUUCCUAAGCCGAAGAAACCAGUCAAAAAGACUAAAUAAUUUAUUUAAAUUAGAUUCUUUAUUUUUUACCUUCACUUUUUAUGUAAACAGUAACAAAAGGAAUUUUCAGUAAUUUCUUGAAGAAUAUUUUUUUUUUGCAUUUUUCGACUUCUAUUUAUUAAUGCAUUGCAAUCCUUACUUAAUUUAUUGAUUUUGUAUUUUGUUAAUAGUUUAAGAGAAAGAGCAUCAUUCGUGAAGGUGUUAUAAAAUUAAAUUAUUAACUUGAACAUCACUUUUAUCUAACAUGGAUAGUUUGUUACAUAUUAUAAUAAAAAGAAUUAAAUUUUUUUUUCUAUUAAAAUUGGUUCUUUGAUGAUAAUGUUUGUUGUUAUACUUUGAGAGUAUAAAAUUCAUUGAUGGAAAAAGCUAAUUGAGAGAAAUAUUAAAUAUUCUUGGUCAAAACUAAUCUAUAAUAUAAGUACAGAAAAUCUUAUUAGUCAAUCUAUCAUACUGUGCCCUAAAAAAUGAAGACUUGAAUGGCACCACAUAUUAUCAGAGAAAUGUGUAAAAGAGAUAGACGUUGAUGAAUAUUAACAGUGAAAAAAUGUACAAUUGAACAUACGUUAAGAUUCAAAGUUUUACACAUUAAAAGAAUUAUAAUUUCAA
Molecule: messenger RNA, 4885 nt
Organism: Phymastichus coffea
Lineage: Eukaryota; Metazoa; Arthropoda; Insecta; Hymenoptera; Eulophidae
Product: ankyrin-2-like
Exons: 4
Coding region: 128-4279 (1383 amino acids)
Molecular function (GO): protein binding
Source: RefSeq, a predicted model, not a curated record